Molecule: messenger RNA, 897 nt
Organism: Ylistrum balloti
Lineage: Eukaryota; Metazoa; Mollusca; Bivalvia; Pectinida; Pectinidae
Product: sulfotransferase 1C2-like
Exons: 5
Coding region: 1-897 (298 amino acids)
Biological process (GO): sulfation
Cellular component (GO): cytoplasm
Molecular function (GO): sulfotransferase activity
Source: RefSeq, a predicted model, not a curated record
AUGGACUUGUCAAGUAUAACGGACAGUGAAGGAAACACAAUGAAGUUUAGGCAGUACCAAGGGAGGAAAUUUCACCCGAAUAUUGAAGAAAAUGUCUCGCAUCGAAUACAGAGUAUUUCAUCGUUGAAAACUCGCCCAGACGAUGUAAUGCUUUGUACCUAUCCGAAAUCAGGAACUCACUGGGUUUUUAAUAUCAUCCAUAUGCUACGCUCGCACAACCUUCAAUACGUCGGAUCACCAGAUGUUCUUGAAUAUAUAGACUUGGAUAAAAUGAAUCUGAAGGACUCUCCUAGAACAUACCACACGCACAUGACCUUCCCUCUCAUCCCCGAGGAAGCUAAGCAAGGGAAAAUCAAAGUUAUCCAUGUUUUAAGAAACCCGAAAGAUGUGCUGUGUUCAUUCUACAAUUAUCAAAACAGGAUGAAUAACAAGCUGUUCCAAGGCACUUUUGAUGGUUUCGUUAAUUUCUUCCUGUCUGACGAGUUUCCCCAUUGUGGAGGAACGUGGUUCACGUACAUGAAGGAAUGGACUGAAGCCAAGAUGGCGAACAAGCACCUUAAUAUCCUAACACUGUAUUAUGAAGAUCUGGUUCGGGAUUUGUUUUCCAAUGUCGUAAAUUUAGCCAAAUUCUUAGAAGUAGAACACGAUGUUGUUUUCCUGAGACAAGUAGUGGAGGCUGUUUCCUUUGAUAACCUAAAGUCAAAACAUGCUACAGACAGUGGUAUCAAGGACACGUGGAUGGACUGGAUCAAGGAUGGCAGAUUGCCAAUUUACCACAAAGGGAAGGUUGGUAGCUGGAAGGAGGCAUUCACAGUGGCACAAAAUGAAAAAUUUGAUGCUGUUUACAAGGAGAAAAUGUCUGCUAUGAACAUUGAUCCCGCUUUCAUAUUUAAAUGA